Lotus japonicus is the source of this 2349-nucleotide messenger RNA. Its product is annotated as flotillin-like protein 4. The transcript has 3 exons. Lineage: Eukaryota; Viridiplantae; Streptophyta; Magnoliopsida; Fabales; Fabaceae. The record is from RefSeq and is a predicted model, not a curated record. Bases 126 to 1565 code for a protein of 479 amino acids. Gene Ontology annotation, cellular component: plasma membrane; plasma membrane raft. Gene Ontology annotation, biological process: protein localization to plasma membrane.
GUUAUCAAGUCUGCUGUAUAUAUACAUAUCCAUUGGUUCAUUUAUUUCUAGUCUUUUCUAUUAUCACUUCUAGCUUUUCACAUCUCACAUAUACAUCACUCUUUGGGGAAAAAGAAGGAACAAACAUGUAUAAGGUAGCAAAAGCAUCAGAAUGUCUGGCCAUCACAGGCGUUGGAAUCAAUGACAUAAAGCUGGCAAAGAAAUCAUGGAUCCUCCCCGGCCAAUCCUGCACCGUUGUUGACCUCACUCCGGUGAACUACACCUUCGAGGUCCAAGCCAUGAGCGCCGAGAAGCUCCCUUUUAACCUCCCGGCCGUCUUCACAAUCGGCCCCAGGGUCGAUGAUGAUGAAAGCCUCCUCAAAUAUGCCAAGCUCAUCUCCAAACAUGACAAGCUCUCCAACCACAUCAAUGAGCUCGUCCAGGGCAUCAUCGAGGGCGAGACACGUGUUCUCGCCGCCUCAAUGACUAUGGAGGAGGUUUUCAAAGGUACAAAAGAGUUCAAGAAGGAAGUGUUCGGGAAGGUGCAGCUCGAGCUAAACCAAUUCGGCCUUCUCAUCUACAAUGCCAACGUGAAGCAACUCGUGGAUGUCCGUGGUCAUGAGUACUUCUCUUACUUGGGCCAGAAGACACAAAUGGAGGCCGCAAACCAAGCUAAGGUGGAUGUGGCUGAAGCGAGGAUGAAAGGGGAGGUAGGGGCGAAGUUGAGGGAUGGGCAAACACUUCAAAAUGCGGCAAAGAUUGAUGCGGAGACAAAGAUCAUAGCAACACAGAGGCAAGGGGAGGGGCAGAAGGAGGAGAUAAAGGUGAGGACAGAGGUGAAGGUGUAUGAGAAUCAAAAGGAGGCUGACGUGGCACAGGCUAACUCUGAGCUUGCUAAGAAGAAGGCUGCAUGGGCGCAAACGGCCCAAGUGGCAGAGGUGGAGGCCGCAAAGGCGGUGGCGCUCAGGGAGGCAGAGUUGCAAGGGGAGGUGGAGAGGAUGAAUGCUGUCACGAGGACUGAGAAGCUUAAGGCUGAUUUCCUCACCAAGGCAAGCGUGGAGUAUGAAACCAAGGUACAAGAGGCCAAUUGGGAUCUAUACAAGAAACAAAAAUCAGCUGAAGCAAUUCUGUUUGAGAAGCAGAAAGAGGCAGAAGCACAGAAAGCAUUAGCAGAAGCAGCAUUUUACACUCGCCGGCAAGCAGCAGAAGCAGAGUUAGUCUCAAAGAAAAAAGAGGCAGAGGGGCUUAUAGCAAUUGGUCAAGCCCAAGCAGCAUAUCUAAAGUCACUUCUGGAUGCACUGGGUGGAAGCUAUGCAGCUCUAAGAGACUACUUGAUGAUAAAUGGUGGCAUGUUUCAAGAACUUGCAAAAAUCAAUGCUGAGGGAAUUCGCGGACUUCAGCCCAAGAUUAGUAUUUGGAAUAAUGGUAAUGGUGGUGGAGAAAUCGCUGAUGGAAAUGGUGUCAUUGGUAUGAAUGAGGUUGCUGGUGUCUACAAGAUGUUGCCACCUCUAUUCAAGACAGUUCAUGAGCAAACUGGUAUGCUGCCACCAGCUUGGAUGGGAACCUUUUCUGACAAAACUUCUUAGCCUCUCCUCUCCCACAUUUUGGUUUUAAUAAUGAAUUAAUGAUCAUAAUCAUUUUAUAGUUAGCCCUAAGAGUGAACUAUCUUAGGUGUCAUAAAGAGAAGAGUGUAGCGGCAAAGAACCUUGUUGAAAAGUUUGAUCAAGAGGGGUUACCUUCUGGGAAAGUUGCUGCAAUGUUUAACAUUGGAAGCUCAUCCUUUUCUAUUUAUGUUCCUCCUCCUCCUUAAAUUUUCAUUUAUGUUCCUGUCUGGACUUUGGUUUCUGCAUUCAUUCUUUCUUAUUCUUCCAACUCUGCAAAUUUUCAAGAUGCUUCUUCUACCUCAACUUUUUUCCUUUUCCUUCUCAGUUAUCUCCAUCUUCAAUUUUUUUUGUUUUUCUAUUUUCCAACACUGAAUUUCCAGUGCCUGUAUGAGAUAGUGUCAAUUGUCAGUUAAAACUAUCUUGCCUCAAAUAAAAUAACACUGUAAAUUGAAUGUAGCCAAGGCAUUCAUCUGAACAAGUAGCAAGUAUCCUAAACAUUGCAGUACACAUCUCUCUUGGUCAAUUUAUCAAACAUGUUCUGGGCGAUGGACCUAAAUAUAUCAACAAGACCCAGUAAAUCAGUAAUCAACCCAAGGUUGCAGAUUUGGUUGUCAAGCUGAUUCACUUGGGGGACAGAUCACCGAACAAUUAUUUUUGUAAGAAAACAUGGAAUCACAGGAUAGCAAUCUCAAGAUUCAAGACAUUGUUCAAGUGAACACUAAAUUCAAAGAUAAAUUAAUUGAACUUGAAACAAAUUGCUGGAAAA